Pelobates fuscus (common spadefoot toad) is the source of this 4285-nucleotide messenger RNA. RefSeq lists its product as uncharacterized. The record is from RefSeq and is a predicted model, not a curated record. NCBI's taxonomy places the organism in Eukaryota, Metazoa, Chordata, Amphibia, Anura, Pelobatidae. The transcript is spliced from 6 exons. The coding region runs from base 1126 to 2391 and encodes 421 amino acids.
ACCCAUCAGAGUGAGUCAGUGUUAUUCUGCAUCUCUGGCCGUAGCCAGGAAUAGGGCGCUUUGUUUGUUGAGUUCGGCAGUGAUUCGUGGAGUAUUCUGUGAUCCGAGGAAUGCAAGACUAACUGUGUACACUCUGCGAGAUGGCGGAACAGACCUAGCAGGGGUGUUAGGUAGAGACAGUUCCACUGUAAUUUUCAGGAACUGUAUUUGUUUAUUACUGGCCCUUUAAGACGGCAUGAAAGUACACACCCCUUGGUUAUUUAAACUCCAAUCUCCAAUACCUCAGUGCACAAUUAAUGUGUUAAUUUGACUGAUUGCAUCAACUUGCUUGCUAAUCAUCUGGAUCACUCCUAGAGAGACCGUGUGUUCCAUCAUCGGAUCCCUUCUGAAUCUCCUCUUCAUACGCCUAUAUCUUUGAUUACCUGGUUAACUAAUUCGGACUGGCCUUGACUCUGCUUUUGGAAUUUACUUCAAAACUUCUUAAUCUUCUAUUGAACGACCUCGGGCUGGAUAAAGGACAUUGCUUAUGGACUAACCCUGUACACAUCACCAGCUGAGCACCAUGAGAGUGGUAGACCACAUACCAGCUGGCCGAGCACUAUGAGAGUGGUAGACCCCAUAACAGCUGGCCGAACACCGAACAUGAGUGGUAGACAUUCCAGCAGGGGUGCCAGAGGUCAGUCAUGGCAGGUAGGUACAGGACCCGGGGAGCUACAGGUGACAACAGCUGACGUGCCACCUGUGUACCAUGCUCGGCCCCGGCUCGGUGGGUACUUACUGCUGGUGUGUGGGGAGUCUCAGCCGCUGGUUACAGGAGCAACCGGGGUGCUGGGGGUACAUGGUGAGUUGGGAGGCACCCGAGCCACCGGUCCAGACGGCGUGCUGAGAGACACCCAUCAGGCAAACUCACUGUUUAGCGACAGACCUCGUGGAACAGACAGGCGCCUGGCUGCAGCAGCAGGACCUCCGUGAAGCGAUGGUACAGGUAAACCACGUAGGAGGUGAAGUUCAGCGGUCGACAAAUGUGAAGAGAAAACAGACAGCAAGCCAGGAGACCAUGCCACGAGGAUACAGAGAAUGAAAGAAGGCCGAUUCUUUAAAUCGAUUUAAAGGAGCUCCCAACCUAUGAAGUGUGAGAACACAUCACAUCUAGAAUACUCUGUAUCCAGAAGAUUAGUCCCGGUGCUUGCAAUCAUCAUGCUUCCCAGUGAUAUUUGUACAUCUUUACCAAGAUUAAAAGGUGCAAGUAUACUUCUGAUAACUCUCAUGAUUAGUCUUUCUGUGGCACAUGAGAUAAUUGUCACUCAGGACUCUAUUCAUGCCACUGCUGGGCAAUCCAUCCUUCUCCAAACCGUCUAUAAAAUCUCACAAACCUUCUACAACUGGCCAUCUCUUCAGUGGACAUUUGGAAACAAGGUUAUUGUGUAUUACUCUUUGCAAAAUGGCUCAAUAGACCCUCAAGGAACGCCCUUAUGGACUACCGGAAAUACCCGAAUAUUCCCAUUGUAUAAUCACCGUGUAACAUUUUAUCCUGACAAUGGUUCAUUAUUACUGACGAAUCUCCACCUGCAGGACAGUGGCUGUUAUAAACUAUAUCUACUAAGUUUUGAAUCCAUAAUUAAUAAGACCAUCUGUGUGCACGUAGAUGAUCCGUCUUUAUCGUCUGGUCGUUCUGUAGCAAAUGAUAUUAUUGUCACUCAGGACUCCAUUAUUGCCACUGUUGGGGAUUCCACCCUUCUCCAAACCUCUUACAAAAUCUCACAAAACAUGUACAACUGGCCAUCUCUUCAGUGGACGUUUGGAAACAGCGUAAUUGUGUAUUAUUCUUUGCAAAAUGGUUCAAUAGACCCUGAAGGAACGCCCUUAUGGACUACCGGAAAUACCCGAAUAUUCCCAUUGUAUAAUCACCGUGUAACGUUUUAUCCUGACAAUGGUUCGUUAUUACUGAUGAAUCUCCACCUGCAGGACAGUGGCUGUUAUAAACUAUAUCUACUAAGUUUUGAAUCAAUAAUUAAUAAGACCAUCUGUCUGCAUGUAGAUGAUCCGUCUUUAUUGUCUGAUAACAAGUCUACUUAUUACAAUGACUGUAAAGUAAUUUCCGCAAUAUUCUGCUUCUUUUGCGGUGCGAUAAUCUUUUGGGUGUUCCUGUUCCGGCAUUGCAGAAGUAAAGCUUGUCCUUCGCUGAAUGAUAAAAUCUAUAAGAAGUGUUUUCACAUUUUACGUCUUGACCUCCCUAAGAAUGACCUGGAAGCUGGUACUGAAGUUGGAUUCAUUGGACAAAAGACCGUCGGCUAUGACAAAGCUGCAGCAACAAAGCCAGCCUUGACCGUUUUAUCUCUUUUACAGUUAAAGGAACACUCCAAUCCCCAUAAGCAGUACAGUUUGCUCUAGUGGCGAUGGUGCCAGAAAUACCCUUGCACCACAGCUUAAUGGAGAUGUUCUCGUGCGUGUAGUUUGCCACUGCAGGCAUUUUCUUGUAAACCCUGCCUUUUCAGAGAAAAGGCAGCAGUGUUUACAUUACUGCCUUGGGACACCUGUGGCAGUCACUCAGAGCUCCUAAAGGUGCUUCCUGGGUCAGUGCUGCACAACUGACAUUCAGCAUCUCCACGCUCUGAAUUGAGACACUGAACUUUCCUCAUAGAGGUGCAUUGAUUCAUUGCAUCUCUGAAGAGAUGCUGAUUGGCCAGUGUGGUGUUUAGCUCCACCCCAGCCCAGUCAAUAAUCAGCAUUGACGAUCUGAGCCAAUCCAAUGCUUUCCCAUAUGAAAGCAUUAUGCAGGUGAAUCUGGUUUUCUCUAUAGAGCUAAGCAGAGUCAUGCAGGACGAAGCUCAGUGCCCGAAAAUAGCCCUACAUAGGCUGAACUUUAUUCUAUAGAGAAAAUCUGAUGUGGUGAGCACACCUAGUGGGGCCAGGGCACUUCUGGUAUCCUACACUGCAGUAGAUAUGGUGAUCGGAGUGUUCAGAUGAAAAAGUCAGAUGAUAAAUAACAUACAAGUUAUCACAUAUAGCUAACUGGUGGUAUUAAUUCAAAUCGUGAAUAUCCCUUUUGUUAAUUCUGUCUGGUUUUGGAGUGAUGGGCUAAGUAAAUGAGGAUGAGCAGUGAAUGUGAUAUUCUCUACCCUCAUCCAUGCACAGUAAGAUCCAGAGAAAAUCCUAUCUGACUGCUAGCGAGGAAGCUUGUAGCUAGGUUUAAGGAGUCGUGUUUUAAAGCACUAAAACAUUUAAAGAUAGCAUACAGCUUAAUGUUUGCAUAAAGGAUUAAGCAAAAAAUCACGAUAAUGAAUUUAAUUAGAACAACCACCUCACCAGGUGCGAAUUAAUGAGUGAUAUGUGAUUCUGUCGGUCAGUCUUUCUCUCUCUUUUUCUUUCUUUCUUUCUUUAUCUCUGUCUAUUUUUAUCCAAAAAAAAAUCAUUUUUCCUUUUCAAACCAAAGAAUGGGUUAUGAUCCAAAUGAUUUGCAUGUCAAGCUGGGAAUUCUGAGAUAGUUGUGGAAACUAAUCUAGAGAACAUGAUUUCUCUGCCCAAGGCUGAUUUCCCAUCUUGCAGGGGGUGCACUUCACCAAAUUUUAUAUUUGCAGUAAAUUGUGGGGGGCUCUAUUUAGUCUCACCACAAAUUUCCAGGAACCGUGUCCAGACCAGGAACCAUGCCAUGAUGGUGAGACAUAAAGCUGUACAUUAUAUGGUUAAUUUCUGGUCACUGGUCCUUCUGGAUCAUAGUCCAUGAUUUGGUUUUAAAAAUUGUGUUUAGAGCAGUGUACCAUUGCUAAGGAUGCAAGGUGUAGUCUGAAACACAAUGCCUGUCUGUGCUUAUCUGGGCGUUGAGCUGUGGAUUCUGGGAAAGUUGUGGCAACUUAUUUAAUUGGAAUUUGUAUGCAGAAGGUGGACUUCACAAAUUCCAAAUUGAGGUAUGCAGGUAAUGCACAACAGUAACUGUUACAUGUACGUAUGUAUGUUUAUAUAAGCUUUUUCACACUUCGAAGAACCUGUACACAAAUCAUAUAUUUUAAUAAACCAAAAUGGCUAAAUGUGAGAAAUAAUGAACUAAUACAACGGUAUGUUGAUACAGAUUAAUGUAUGUUCGAUCAUAUAAAAUAGAAAGAAAAAAGAAGAAAAUCAAAUAGUGUAAUUCUGUGAGAGAUUAACUAAACAGUGAAAUUGGUAUCAAUUUGCAAUUCCUAUAUAUAGAGUCCAAAAACCUCACUCUAGGAUAUAGGGCUGUUGGUGUCUUAUUGAGAGGUUCCACCACACCUUCUGGAUGGGUAACUUUUCUGGACAGUAUCCUCAA